Molecule: messenger RNA, 1395 nt
Organism: Penicillium maclennaniae
Lineage: Eukaryota; Fungi; Ascomycota; Eurotiomycetes; Eurotiales; Aspergillaceae
Exons: 7
Coding region: 1-1395 (464 amino acids)
Biological process (GO): secondary metabolite biosynthetic process
Molecular function (GO): monooxygenase activity; FAD binding
Source: RefSeq, a predicted model, not a curated record
AUGGUGCGUAUUCGUACCCCAAUUGUGGUCCAAGACGUUGACACCGGUGCUCUCAAGGAAGUUGAAAAUAUCGGGUUACAUAUCAUCGUUGUCGGCGCAGGUUUGGCUGGUCUUUCUGCUGCAGUAUCAUGCGCGUUAGCCGGCCAUUCUGUCACCGUCCUGGAGGCAGCAAAGGAACUUGCAGAGGUUGGCGCUGGCCUUCAAGUUACCCCUAAUGGCUCGCGCCUUCUCAAAAUCUGGGAUCUUCCUCAAGCCAUGUGGGACCAGGCAGCUGAACCAACACAGUUGACUGUACACCGAUAUUCCGGGGCAGUGCUGGCCCGUGAGGUUGACUUCGAUAAGAAUAUUCGAAGAAAAUAUGGGGUGCCUUUCGUUGAUCUACAUCGAGUUGACUUGCAGCAAGCCUUGUACGAGCGAGCUCAGCAGUUGGGAGUGAAAGUCCAUCUGAACGAACGCGUACAACAUGCCGAUCUCUCGGUGCCGUCGCUAACUACUACUUCGGGGCACGAAUAUCACGGUGACCUAAUAGUUGGAGCCGAUGGCUUGUGGUCACGAACUCGUGAAUGCUUUCUAGGGACUGCUGAUCCGCCUAAGCCGACAGGGGACCUGGCAUAUCGAAUCGUUCUAUCUUUGGUUCAGAUCAAAGAGCCAGCUUUACAAGAAUGGGUUAGCCAUCCAGAAGUCCACUUUUGGAUUGGACCUAAAUCUCACGCUGUUGGAUACUCCUUAAGGGCUGGUAGAAUGUAUAAUCUCGUGUUGCUUGUACCAGAUGAUUUACCUCCGAAUAUCACCAAGCAACCUGGAAAUGUCGAAGAAAUGAAAUUGCUGUUCGAAGGCUGGGAUCCCGUUCUCACUCAGCUUCUAGGCUACGUUGACAGAGUUGACAAGUGGAAACUGAUGCAUAGAGAGGAGCUGUCAUCUUGGAUUAACGAAGCCGACAAUUUUGUCUUAAUAGGCGAUUCCUGCCAUCCCAUGCUUCCAUAUCUUGCACAGGGCGCUAAUUCGUCCAUGGAGGAUGGAGCGGCCCUGGGGACGAUCUUAAAGUCCGUCACAAAGAAGGAGCAACUUCCAAAUGCGUUGCAUAUGUUUGAAAAACUUCGAAAAUUAAGGAGUGAGGCUAUAGCUAGGGAGACAUUCAAGCAGGAUGGCCCUGACCAGGAAGCACGAGACGAGAUAUUCAUAUCACAACUCGCCAAAAGAAUCACUGGUGCUUUUCCCAGCCGAUGGACGUGCCCGGUUGUCCAACCAUGGAUAUAUGGAUAUGAUGCGAUAGCCGAAGCCGAAAAAGUGCUCAAAAGCAACGGGCUCCACAAAAUUAAGGAAGAUUCCCUGCCUAAGACAAAGUCCUUGGUUCAAGAUGAAGCGGUCAAGGGGAAAUUUAUCAUGGGCAUUUGA